UGUAAAUCUUUGAGAUAAGGUACUACCAUUGGUGAGGGCAAAGAACAUGCAGCUCGUAAGUUUCUGACAGUUUGUUCUGACUCUUAAAAGACGGCUAUCUCAAAUAAACGGGCCGAAGUAGACGCUAGAGUUCCUCCGAUGACAAAACGUUCCUAUUGUUCGAUAAACUGAUCAUGGAUCCGAAUAAGAAGGAGGACAUUAACGGUUGGUGCUCGAAAACGGAACCGUUUUUAGGACAUAACAACGAAAAUCCUGUAAAGGAUCAGAAUAAUGAAGAGAUAGUUCAAACUUCUCAAGAGGGGAAAAAACUCUUUCAAUAUAUCAUCACCUUGAGCGCCAGUCUGAUUGGUAUGCAAAGUGGUAUGACAUUAGGAUGGACAUCACCAAUUUUACCAUUUCUCAAUUCGAAAAGAUCCUUUAUUCUUUCACUAACGGAAGACGAAACUUCUUGGAUAACAUCGUUAUUAGCUUUGGGAGCGAUACUAGGAGCGGUACCGGCCGGAAAAAUAGCUGAUUUUUUUGGUAGAAAGUUAGCAAUGGCUUUAACAGCAAUACCCUUUUUGAUAUCAUGGAUCACAUUAAUCUUCUCAAGAAAUAUUAUUGGUGUAUAUGUGGCUCGUUUCGUUGGUGGUAUUGGUUCUGGAGCUGCUUGUGUUUUGGUACCAGUUUACAUCGGUGAAAUAGCUCAAGCAUCGAUCAGAGGAAUGCUUGGUACCUUUUUUCCACUUUUGUUUUCAUUCGGCAUAGUUUUCUCUUAUGUGAUGGGUGCCUAUCUUUCUUACACGAGCUUCAACGUAUCUUGUUGUUUUGUAUUGACCAUAUUCCUCGUGAUAAUUGUGUUCCUUCCGGAAUCACCGAUGUGGUUGGUGCAUCGUGAAAAAAAAUCACAGGCUGUCAAAGUCCUCAAGAUAUUACGUGGAGUUAAUUAUGACGUUAAAGAAGAAAUAUCCACGUUGCAAGACGAGGCAGACAGACUAGAAGCUAAAAGAGGAGGUAUCAUGGAUCUUAUCGGUACAAAAGCUGGACGAAAAGCUUUCGGUACCUGUCUUGGUCUGAUGUGGUUUCAACAGAUGUCUGGGAUCGAUGCUGUAUUAUUUUACACAGUUAGAAUAUUUCAAAAUGCUGGUAGUACGAUCGAACCAUUCGUUGCGACCAUCGUUAUUGGCCUAAUCGAGGUCAUAAUGACGAUUUGUGUCGUUCUAAUCAUUGACAGAUUCGGAAGGAAACCUUUGUUGGUAAUUUCUGGUGUAGCAAUGACGUUAUGUCUCGGUGUCCUUGGAUAUUAUUUUAAAAUAAAAGCCGACGGUAAGGACGUUCUUUUUCUUGGCUGGCUACCGUUGACGUGUCUUUCCUUAUUCAAUGUCGUAUUCUCGAUCGGCUAUGGAUCUGUACCAUUCGCGAUGAUAAGUGAACUUUUUCCACCCGAGACUAAGGGAGUAGCCAGUAGCAUCUCUAUUAUGGUACAUUGGAGUCUGGUAUUUGCCGUGACGAAGCUCUUUCCAAAGAUGGAAAACGUCCUGGGAGAAGCUACGACGUUUUGGACCUUCGCUUGUUUCACUGCAUUGUCCGCGGCCUUCGCCUUCUUUUUUGUCCCUGAAACGAAAGGGAAGACUCUUCAGGAUAUUCAAAAGAAACUGGAACGAAAGCGUAAGCUGAUCAAAGACGUACAGUCUGUCUGAGGAGUCUCACUCUCUUUCUCUCUCUCUCUCUCUCUCUCUCUCUCUCUCUCUAUCUAUCUAUCUA
This is a messenger RNA of Vespula pensylvanica (western yellowjacket), 1743 nucleotides long. Its product is annotated as facilitated trehalose transporter Tret1-2 homolog. Gene Ontology annotation, molecular function: sugar transmembrane transporter activity. The record is from RefSeq and is a predicted model, not a curated record. Gene Ontology annotation, cellular component: membrane. NCBI's taxonomy places the organism in Eukaryota, Metazoa, Arthropoda, Insecta, Hymenoptera, Vespidae. Bases 174 to 1679 code for a protein of 501 amino acids. Gene Ontology annotation, biological process: carbohydrate transport; transmembrane transport. The transcript has 3 exons.